GGUGGGACCGCCGACCACUGCCCGUCGUCUUCUGCCUGCAGACAUGGCGCCGCCGCGCGCCCUUCUGGCCAUCGCCACCCUCUGCUCGGCCCUCGUCGCCGCCCGAGCUGCCGCGCCCAACGCUAACUGCGACCUGCUGUUUGACGGCAACCCAGUCUCCAGCUCCAGCUGGAGCAGCGCCCUCAAUGCGUCCAGAUACGUGGGCGACCUCGUGGACACCGCGGAACCCCAGGCAGAGUAUCUGGUGCUCACCACCAAGGAGGUGACCGCCUUCGCUGUCGACAGCCCGUCCGACUACAUCGACGUGGUCUUCGACGAGGCCGCCAGCACGCUGAAACUCGUCGUCAAGGAGGAGUUCGCCAAUUAUGAAGAGCAAAUGAUCUCUGCAUCAGAUCCGUCCAUAAUCGACAUCCGCAUCACGUUAACUUGCAGCGAUACCAAUACGGCUGGUUUUGGCUUCAAGAUUACGGUGAAGGAUACGAACAACCAUCCGCCAGAGUUCGACAAAUCCAGCUACCCGUUCGAGCUACCCAUGCCGCUGCCUUCAGACAUCGAUCUCUCUUGCCUUGUGGACGUGAUCAAGGUGACGGACAUCGACUUCAGCAAUUCGGACAUCACCAUCGAGUUCGACGAAGAUGGAGCCAAACUGUUCCGUGGAGAAGCGACCUACCUGGGAAGCAGGAACUACGAGAUUCACGUGUACAGCACGACGGCUAUCGAACUCAAGGAGACCACAACCUUCACGAUGACAGCAAAGGACAACGGCUCUCCUCAGCAAUCGUCUAGUCCGGCCACCAUCACCAUCAACGUGAACCAGCAGACGUCGCCCCCCACGGCUCCCACGUUUCAGCCGGCUGCGUCUCACAAGACAGUCGCCGCGGACGAGAUAGUGCCUGGCACUGAGGUAGCUUCGGUGACAAUUUCGGAAGGCUACGGCACGGAUGUUGAAGUGACUCACUAUACUUUAGAUGAAGCAGGCGUGACCCCGACGAGCGACGCGUUCGCCGUGGACGUGACGGCCGCGUCGGACGGCACCGCCACCGUCAGCCUGCGCUGGGCGGAAGGCGUGGCGCCGGAGUCGCUCCAGGACCUCAAGUACGCCCUCGUCGUGCUGCAGGCGACACGUGAGAGGGACGUCUCGACCAACCAGGUUGCCACCACCGUGGUUCAUCUGUCGCUGCCGGGACUGCAGGAUCCGCCGACGACAGCAUGUCCGACCCCAGAGCCGUGCCCCACGACGGUGGAGCCCACGCCGUGUCCUGAACCGGAUCCCUGUCCCUCCACACCACCUCCGGAGCCGUGCCCCACGACGGUGGAGCCCACGCCGUGUCCUGAACCGGAUCCCUGCCCCAGCACACCGCCUCCGGAGCCGUGCCCCACCACGACACAGCCCACAGAGUGCCCCGAGCCACAGCCCUGCCCGACAGCAGCGCCGAGCUCCACCACUGAACAGUGCCCGGUGUGCCCGGAAUGCUCCUCGACAGCUGAGCCUACAAACUGCCCUACCAGCUGUCCCACGAAUCCUUCGUGGCCCACGACGCCGUACCCAGAGUGCAGUUCUUCGAGCAUCACGGAGCCGUGUAUCUGUGAAGCUCCUUCACAGUGCACGUCGGCCGAGACCACCUCUCCUGGUUCUACAACUGACUGUUCACAAUGUCCGACGACAGAGUGUCCGCCAACUUCUCCUAAUACAGGAUCACCAUCUGAGUGUACUGAAUGUCCAGAAUGUCCAACUAUAUGUCCAACCUGCCCAUCGACUUGUCCUGACACAGGUUCUACAACUGACUGCUCACAAUGUCCGACGACAGAAUGUCCGCCAACUUCUCCUAACACAGGUUUACCAACUGACGCUACUGAAUGUCCAGAAUGUCCAACUAUAUGUCCAACCUGCCCAUCGACUUGUCCUGACACAGGUUCUACAACUGACUGCUCACAAUGUCCGACGACAGAAUGUCCGCCAACUUCUCCUAACACAGGUUUACCAACUGACGCUACUGAAUGUCCAGAAUGUCCAACUAUAUGUCCAACCUGCCCAUCGACUUGUCCUGACACAGGUUCUACAACUGACUGCUCACAAUGUCCGACGACAGAAUGUCCGCCAACUUCUCCUAAUACAGGAUCACCAUCUGAGUGUACUGAAUGUCCAGAAUGUCCAACUAUAUGUCCAACCUGCCCAUCGACUUGUCCUGACACAGGUUCUACAACUGACUGCUCACAAUGUCCGACGACAGUAUGUCCGCCAACUUCUCCUAACACAGGUUUACCAACUGACGCUACUGAAUGUCCAGAAUGUCCAACUACAUGUCCAUCCAUCUCAACGACUUGUCCUGACACAGGUUCUACAACUGACUGUUCACAAUGUCCAACGACAGAAUGUCCGCCAACUUCUCCUAACACAGGUUCACCAACUGACGCUACUGAAUGUCCAGAAUGUCCAACUACAUGUCCAUCCAUCUCAACGACUUGGCCUGACACAGGUUCUACAACUGACUGUUCACAAUGUCCAGCGACAGAGUGUCCGCCAACUUCUCCUAACACAUGUUCACCAUCUAACGCUACUGAAUGUCCAGAAUGUCCAACGACAGAGUGUCCGCCAACUUCUCCUGACACAGGUUCAUCAACUGACGCUACUGAAUGCCCAGAAUGUCCAACUACAUGUCCAUCCAUCUCAACGACUGGGUCUGACACAGGUUCUACAACUGACUGUUCACAAUGUCCGACGACAGAGUGUCCGCCAACUUCUCCUAAUACAGGAUCUGACAGUAGUGAAUGCCCACAAUGUCCAACGACAUGUACAACAUGCGAGCCUUGUACCACUGCAGAGCCAACUUCUACCACACCAGCUCUGCCACCCGGGCCGCCGAUAGAGUUUGAGAGAAGCAGGUACCGGGACACCGUCUCCUCCGUCUACGUGGGGACGCUGGCGAACCUCACGCUGAAGGACUACGACUCGGAGGGCCACACCCUCGACUGCCAGCUGCUGGACGCCACGGACUACGUGGCGUCCCGGGUGAGCGUCCACCCGGUGGGCGUGGCUGGCUGUCAGCUGACCAUCGACGCAUUCCUGCGUGCCGGCUCCUACGCGUUCAGCGUCCGCGCCAACCUCGCCGGCACCUCCUCUGUCGCCACAACGGAGGUGGCGCUGGCAGUGUCGACGACCAUCACGUGCGACGACUCGACGUCUCCCAUCUUCCCGAUCGCGCUGUUGGUGACUUCUCAGCCCGAGAAUCAGACAGCAGCGGCGAACAUCCUGCCCCCCACGGAGCUGGGCGACGGCGCGCGAUGCAGCUUCAAUCACAGCGUCGACCCUGCGGAGUACAGCGACUGGGUGCAGGUGGACAAAGCGACAGGCGAGAUGAACGUGACCGACCUGGACUACGAGAGCGUGACCAGUCUGUUCAUCUCGCUGUCCGUCUCCUGCGAGUCUGAACCAGAGCAGCAGCAGCAGCAGCAGCAGCCGCGGCGGCUACGUCGCACGAAGGACCAGCCAGACUGGCCAGAGUAUCUGCUCUACGACAACACCAGCAUGAGCGUGCUGCUGCAGAUCCAAGACGUCAACGACAACCCACCCGUCUUCACCGCCGGCGACCGCAUAGUGGUGGGCUAUCCCACUGGAGACCUGCUGGAGCGCGUCCAGCCUGGACCAGUCGUCACACUCAAGGCCACCGACGCGGACGAGGGCGAGAACGCCGAGCUGCGCUACAGCCUGGACGCGGCGGGCAGCCGCCACUUCACGGUGGGCGCCGAGACGGGCGCCGUCUACGUGCGGGCCGACGCGCCGGAGCUGCCGGACUCCGGCGUCUCCUUCACCGCCACCGUCGCCGACCUGGCGGGCGCCGCAGGGGCGCUCAGCGACACCGUGGUCGUGCAGGUGAAGCCGCUGAAGGACGAGGAGCUGGUGCUGGUGACGACGGUGGAGGGCGCGCUGCCCGAGGACGCGGACGCCGUCGUGGAGGACCUGUGCGGCGCCACGGGGCUGAACGUGCGCCUGCUGAGGGCGUACGCCGCGGCGGCGGAGGAGGGCAGGGCGCUGGCUGGUGGCAGGGCAGCCAGGGCGGCCUCCGGGAGCGCGACCACCAUGCUGCUGUACGCCCUCGACGACCAGGAGGCGCUAGUCACUGUGCAGCAGUUCCAGACGCUACUUUCGUCUUCGGAGAUCAAAGUGGAAAACCUGCCACCAGAGGCAGAGAACCAGGAGCCCACUGACGUCACCGGCUAUAUGGCAGCCAUCAUUACUUUGGCUGUCCUCAUCGCAGUGGCUCUAGGUGGUGCUGUGGCAGGCUACUACUUCUACUUCAGGCCAAGACUGGGAGUUCAUAAGCAGACAGAUGAUUACACUAAGUUUGAAUCUGAUGCAGAUAAAGACAGUCCUUUAGAAUCACAAAUUCCACAAAUAACUACAACUGUUGAACCUAAAAUAUCAACAGUUAGUGAAAUAAUAGAACCAGUAAAUGAAGUGACUGUUGAGAACAACAUCAUAACAGAUGAAAACAGCAAUGGAGUACUGGCACCAGAUUCAGAAGAUGAUUGGUCAAGGAAGAGAUCCAUGACCAUUCGAGGAGGACCAGAUGACUAUAAUGAUGAGGAAGCAUCUGGAGAACCAAGAAGAUCAGAAAGUUCAGACAGCCUUGAUGGAGAUGAAGCUCAUGCUGAGUCUGAGCGACGUAAAUCCGCAGUUCACUUUAAUGAAAACGUGGAGUGUAUUGAAGUGGAGCGCCUCUGAUAUUGAGUGCAGUGUGACUCCAAAGAAAUUUCUGAGAGGAACUUAGUGCUUCAUUUAGCUCUGGUAAUAAUCAUUACAGUUCCUCUUAACAUCUGCCUAGUGAUUGUGAUAGCAAGUUAACACCCUUGAAGACUGACGACAUGGUUUGUGAACCUGUUAUCUACAUGAAAUACAUUGAUAUUAAUCAGAAUAAAGAUGAGAAAUAAGAUUUGUUGGAACUAUAUUUUUGUGGCUGUGUGAAUUACAAGUAUUUCCCAUAUUAAACAAGUACUUUUUUUGGUAACUGUCAGUUGUGUUAAUUAAUGAUUUUCGUGGAGACUGUUCAUACUAAUAAUUAGUUGGCUGAUGUUCUUACAGUGAUUUUGUUUAUUAAAUAACACUGUUUAAUUUCCAUGUUUAAAAGUGGUUGUACCCUAUGACAGUUUGGUAGAAAAAUUUUAUAUGCUACUUGUAGUUUAUAUUUUUUU
Schistocerca cancellata (South American locust) is the source of this 5190-nucleotide messenger RNA. RefSeq names its product mucin-3A-like. The transcript is spliced from 28 exons. The coding region runs from base 44 to 4723 and encodes 1559 amino acids. Gene Ontology annotation, molecular function: calcium ion binding. Gene Ontology annotation, cellular component: cell-cell junction; plasma membrane. Lineage: Eukaryota; Metazoa; Arthropoda; Insecta; Orthoptera; Acrididae. Gene Ontology annotation, biological process: homophilic cell-cell adhesion. The record is from RefSeq and is a predicted model, not a curated record.